UUAGAGCUACGUUGUGCGAUAAGAUAGUAUAGCACUUGAGUGUGUUGCUUCUAUUGACGCUUAAAACCCGGCACCGCUCUGACGUGGUUGACACUGGCACGAUGGCUCUCACCGACGUUUCAACGGCCUUCACGGAGGACAAAUUGCGGGCAAUCCUCAAGGAGGAGGGUGGCUUCGAGUUGAAGGGAUACGAAUUUAUUGGUGGCUUCAACAAGAAGGGGGAUUCGUACCUCAGUGAAGUGUUCCGGUUGCGCAUUGAUGGGGAAAACCCAACAACGGGUGCAAAAAAGUGUCUCAAUUUUGUCGUGAAGGGUCUCCCGAAGAAUAUUGGACGUCGCCGGACGUUCAGAUCAACGGAUUUUUUCCGCAAUGAAAUUGCCUUCUACGAGGACGUCAUUCCGGCAUUUGAGGAUUUCCAGACGAGGAAGAAAGCUAAGAAUCCCUUCCGGGAGUACGCAAGAUGUUUCUUAUCGCAUUGCGAUGGGGAACAAGAUUACCUGGCUUUGGAUGAUUUAAGCAAGUAUGGCUUUGAAGCAGCAGACCGACAGGAUGGACUGGAUCUGGCUCAUUGUCUCCUGGCUAUGAAAUCUCUCGGACGCUUCCAUGGAGUUUCCCUGGCAAUGAAGGAUCAGGAACCGGAGAAAUUUGCCGAAAUAGCCCAGAAACUGCGUGAAGAGUAUUACUCACCGCGUCUCAAGCCGUGGUACAAUGAUUUCCUCAAGACACAAAUUGUCGUUGCGAAGGAUGCCAUCGGGAAGGAGUACCCAGGGACGAAGAUUGAGGAGAAAAUGCAGCAAUUCCUGGCGGGUGAUUUGUAUGAUCGUAUGAUUGAGAUUACGCACGCCAAGAGUCCACUUUCGGUGAUUGGGCACGGUGAUGGUUGGGCUCCCAACUUCCUCAUUAAAUACGACACUGAGGGUGGAGCUCGUGUGCCCAAAGAGAUGAUGAUAAUUGAUUUCCAGCUCACACGCUGCGCCACAGUGGCCAUUGAUAUCAGUUUCUUCAUCUACUCGUGCACCACUCAAAGUCUCCGGGAGAAGCACUAUGAUGAACUUCUCCGAGCUUACCAUUCCAGCUGUUGCAAGCUAAUUGAUGAUCUUGGCUCCAAUUCAGCCAAGAUCUUCCCCUAUUCCGCCCUGGAGGAGGAGAUGAAGAAAUAUGGGAGAUUUGGUGUUGGAAUGGGCAUUGAAUCUGUCCCAUUUUCCGUCAUGCCCGAAUCCGAUGCAUUCGAUUUGGAUUCAAUUAAGGGCGACACAGCUAUUCCGCUGCAGGAAGUGUGGGUGCUAAAGCCAAUCCCAACGAAAGAGGGGCGUCUUCGUGUAGCAGAAAUGUUCAAGCAUGCCACUGAGAUGGGAUAUCUCGAUUGAUAAAGAAGGAUCUCUCAUUCGCCUAACGGAAAUGAUUCUUAUUUUGAAGAGUCUGGGAAUUUUGUCCAUCCGGAAGCAUUUGUUGGGAUUCCUUACCGACACUUCCGGUUGGACAAAGCAUCCAGAUAAAUAAAAUGAUUUCUCUCAGACAAAUCCUCAGAAUUAAAAAAUUAAAGAAUUUCCACUGGAAAAGUAUUUUAAACACAAAUAAAAUUCCUUCAUGCCUAGAGAAGAAAAAAGCACGUGAAAAAAUUUUCCACCGUCAUCAAUGUAAUCAGUAGAAUGAAUAAAACAUAAAUAAAACUGAUAAGAAAAUGACGAUCGAAUUGUAUCCAAGGAAAGAGAGUAGAAAACAAUAAAUUUUAUAAACAUAA
Lutzomyia longipalpis is the source of this 1741-nucleotide messenger RNA. RefSeq lists its product as uncharacterized. Lineage: Eukaryota; Metazoa; Arthropoda; Insecta; Diptera; Psychodidae. The coding region runs from base 102 to 1367 and encodes 421 amino acids. The record is from RefSeq and is a predicted model, not a curated record. The transcript is spliced from 2 exons.